This is a messenger RNA of Adineta ricciae, 1731 nucleotides long. NCBI's taxonomy places the organism in Eukaryota, Metazoa, Rotifera, Eurotatoria, Adinetida, Adinetidae. The record is from the annotation of a GenBank genome assembly.
AUGAAACUAGCUCAAGUCAUAACAGAUGACGAAGACAAUAACGAAGAUGUUCUGGAUUUAAGUGUGAAAAAGAAACCAUCUUCAUUAGCAGCUUCCAAUGAAGUUAUUCUCAAGCAAAAUCAAAAUCUAUCUAGUUUACUUUCUCCAUCAUCGUCAUCAACAUCUUCAUCGUUAAUAUCAUCACCAAAACAUCAUCUACCAACUAACAAACGAGUGUUAGACACAUCAGGCACGAUGAAAAUACAGCAAACAGGAACAAUAUCAUCAAAUAAACGACCGCUUCGUUUUCAAUGUAAACAUUGUGAUUAUAAAGCACCAUCCACAUCACUUAUGCAAAAUCAUAUUUAUCGUCAUACUGAUUUGACGCCAUAUGCAUGUGCAUACUGUGGACACAAGUCAACAACAAAAUCGACCAUUAUGGUUCAUAUUGAACUUUGCCAUCCAAAUAUGGAAGUGAAAAUUAUCGAAAAUCGUGUUCGCGAACAAGAUUUCUAUCGUGAUUUGAACAGUUCAGAGAUCACGUCUACAUCCAAUUCCAGCGUGACUAAUCCUGUAACUGCCAGCACAGCAGCAACUACAGCUGCAAAUACACAAGAACCGCAACUUAAAAAGCAACGUUGUUCAAAUCAGUAUGAUAGUGAAUCAGCGCCGAUCAAUGGCGUUGCUAUUUCAUUGAAAACAAUAGUUGACGACGACAAUGAAUCGCUGUCAGCUAGUGAUGACACAAGUGAAACAGAAAAUCUUGAGCCAGUUACGUUCGAGAAUGAUGAACAACGAACAUCAGUUAACCUAUAUGAUUCAGCACCGACUAUGGUUAAACCAUCACUAAAACUAAAACUUCCCCCACCGCAAAUGUCAACAAUGGAAUCAACACCACCGAUUACAAAAGAAUCAGAUUCCGAUGAUGGAUCAGAAUAUCUUCUUGUUUAUAAUCGUCCUAAACAGUAUUACGGUUCAUUGUAUGAGCCUGAUAAACAGUACGCAUGUAAAUUAUGUUCCUACACGACAAAUCAUCGACCAAGCAUGGAAGAUCACGUCUUUGUACAUACGAAUGAGAAGCCAUACAAAUGCGGGUAUUGCGGUGAAGAAAUCUACACACGUUAUGCAGCAACAUACCAUAUUAAGUAUAAACACGCUGGUAUGCCGCGCAAUUUUAUUCAAAACAAAGCUGAUGUGACACAGUAUUACGUCAAUCGAGCGAAGAAAGAUGAUGAGAAAAAUCAAUUCAAAGUGAUCGACACUCGCCGUGUUAAAGUUCCAGCACGUAAUGGCAAAUCAGGUAAGAGUCCAUCAGUGAAAACCGAAACAUCGGUUGAAUAUUCUGUUCAAAAUGUCUCUUCACCGUCACCAUCUAAUAUAUCAAUUUCAACACCUCCACAAACACCUAUAUCGAAACCGCCUUUGCCGCCGACAACCAAUGUGCCAACAGGGACAACAGUUCCACCGGAUUAUCGUUUGUUAUUAGCUUGGUCUUACUAUUUAGCAUCUCAAGCUGCAUGGCUUUCGCCGAUGCUACCGCAGCAGCAGCAAGGUCAGCUUCCAUCUUCUUUACCAACGGAUCCAGAAGCAGCAGCCAAAUUUUUACAGCAAGCUAUGCAAACAGCUAUGGGGCCAUUGAUGGCCGGACAAACAGCAAAUGGUCAGAAUGAUGAUGAUGACGACGAUCAAAGUAAAAGUGAACCUGUCGUGGAAAGUUUACUUACUAUUAAACAAGAAGUGAAUGAAUCCUAG